AUGUCCAAACCUGGUGAAGGUGGAAUCUAUGUAGGAGAUGGUAGAUUUUCUCCAAUCAACGGGACGAUAGGAAAAUAUUUGAAAGGUGGUGAUGCAAAUUGCAGCGCCGUUGGAUCGGCUGGGGGCGGUAGAAGCGGGUAUUUCGGCGGUGGCGGUGGUGCAGAUCUGGCAGGUGGUGGUGGUGGGAGCAGCUACGCAUCGCCAGAUCUGUACAACGUCAUUUUACUCGGUGGUGACAAAACAUUCAAUUCACCGAGUGGAAAUCCCGUCAUCGGCCACACUGGCGAUGGUUUCAUCCGAAUUGAACCAUCGAGUCCUUUCACUCUUGAGAAGAACCUCAUUGGCUGCAAAUGUUCUUGCCCACUAAAUAACUUUAUUUUGUAUUCUGCUCAUCUUUUCAGCAUUGGACUGGUCUCUCUGAUGCUUGCAUAA
Trichomonas vaginalis G3 is the source of this 432-nucleotide messenger RNA. RefSeq names its product glycine-rich protein family. The record is from RefSeq and is a predicted model, not a curated record. NCBI's taxonomy places the organism in Eukaryota, Parabasalia, Trichomonadida, Trichomonadidae. The transcript has a single exon. The coding region runs from base 1 to 432 and encodes 143 amino acids.